GAUGAUAGCAACACAUUCUCAGAAGUUGCUGUCUUAUCAAAGAAUUGGGGUUCGAGUUUAAAUACACCUAAAGAAGAAAGAGAAGAUGAAGGAGGACCGCUAGCUCAGCGGCUGCAGGCUCAGCUAGCUGCAGCAAAGCAGCAGCUAGCUGCAGCAAAGGAGCAGCUAGCUACAAGCGAGACACAGAGAGAGACUUUGCAAGACAAACUUAGGACGACAGAACAAGAAAGAGAUAAAGAAAAAGAUAAAAGAAUUACCCUUGAAAUUCAACUCGAAAGGAAAAAAGAUAACCUCGUCAACGAAUUUAUGAGCCAAACGGAUGAACUAGAAAAGACCAUCGCGAGACUGAAGACUGAGCUGGAGACGGAGAAGAGAGAACGAAAAAAACACGAGGAGAAGUUGAAGCAGCGCGUCACCGAGCUGGAAGACGAACUGGAAGUAGUGCGAGCAGAGGCCCGGCGAGGAAAAGCACUAGAGAAUUUGGAGGAGAAGCUGCUGGAGGCCCGAAGUCUCGGCGAGUUGCUGCAGUCGCAGAAAGACGAAGUUGAGUUAAAACUCGCAGCAGCUGAGAAAAAGGCGGAGGUGGCUCAACUAACGCUGGCUCAGAAGGACGCGGAGAUCGACGCAAAAACAUUUGAAGUCGAGGCCCUUCAGGAAGAGCUUGAGAAGGCCCGCAAAAACGGGGGGGAGGCGGUGGCGGCGUCGCCUAAACAAGUCGAAGGAGACAAAGAGGCCCUGGUGGCUCGCAUUGCUGCGUUGGAGAGUGAGCUUGAUGAUGCUAUGAGGCUCCGCAAGCGGCUUGAGAAAGCGCAGGGCGUUGCUCUGAGUCAGCUGCAGCUGCUGCAGAAGCAGCAAGAGAAAGUAGGAGACAAAGAGCAGCAGCAGCAGCAGCAGCAAAUUAACCAACUCGUCAAACAAAACGCAGAGCUCGAAGCCACAGUAAAGGAUCUUACAGAGAGUAAGGACCAGCUAACGAAGCAGCUGAUGCAGCUCUUUUCAAAGAACGAGGCAUCCCCAGAUGCAG
Molecule: messenger RNA, 1024 nt
Organism: Eimeria acervulina
Lineage: Eukaryota; Apicomplexa; Conoidasida; Eucoccidiorida; Eimeriidae
Exons: 9
Source: RefSeq, a predicted model, not a curated record